AUGAACGCACGACGGACACAGAACCUUUCCGAAGCCAAACUCAACCGUCUUCUUGAAUACAACCAGCGCUUACGGGAGCUCCUUGAUAUCCCCAGAACCACGGUAUCCGAAGCAUCCACACGGAUGAUUGAUCACUGCAAAAACACCAGAGAUCCCAUGGUGCCCUCUGUAUGGGGACCGAUCGACAAAAAGGAUGAUCCGUUCGCACCUACUUCGGGAAGUGGAUGCUGCACGGUGAUGUAA
Messenger RNA from Zychaea mexicana, 243 nucleotides. RefSeq names its product G-protein gamma subunit. Gene Ontology annotation, molecular function: G-protein beta-subunit binding. Gene Ontology annotation, cellular component: heterotrimeric G-protein complex. The transcript is spliced from 2 exons. Bases 1 to 243 code for a protein of 80 amino acids. The record is from RefSeq and is a predicted model, not a curated record. NCBI's taxonomy places the organism in Eukaryota, Fungi, Mucoromycota, Mucoromycetes, Mucorales, Lichtheimiaceae. Gene Ontology annotation, biological process: G protein-coupled receptor signaling pathway.